AGGCGCGGCCGGGCCCUCAGUGUUAUCGGCUCCGGCUUAACAUUUACACUCGGCUUGUGUUUGCGUCAGAGUGAAGAUGAUGGAAGAGAGCGGCAUAGAGAGCACCCCACCAACCACCCCUCCACCACCCCCACCCACCACAGCACCCGCCAGCGGUGUCUCCGGUCCUCAGACUUCCCCCGGCGUCUCAGCUUUUGCCCCGGGAGGUUUCUCCAGCCCUGUUCCCCCAGUGGCUUUGACCUCCAUGCAGUCUUCUGCUCCUCCUCUUUCUCUGAGCAGCCCGUACGGUGGCCCCGUCCUCUCGGCCCCGCCCAUGGGCCCGCCCAGCACCGGCUUCUCUGUGAGUGCAGGAUAUGACAUCACCCGCGGCCACGCGGGCCGCACCCCUCAGACGCCACUGAUGCCCAGCUUCUCCAGCGCCUCACCCAUGCCAGCAGGGAUCAUCACCAAUCCCAUGAUGCAGCAGCCGGUGUCUGGAGGGUUAGAUGUCAGCUCGCCCAUCACGUUUCCUGAGGACACUGAAGACCCCAGAGUGGCUGCGGACGACAGCGCACCCGGUGGAUUAUGGGGCUUCAUCAAGGGUGUAGCCGGGAACCCCAUGGUCAAGACCGUCCUGGAUAAAACCAAACACUCUGUGGAGUCCAUGAUAACCACACUGGACCCUGGGAUGGCACCGUACAUCAAGUCUGGAGGAGACAUGGACGUGGUUGUGACGUCAGAUAAGGAGGUGAAGGUGGCCGCGGUGCGGGACGCGUUUCAGGAGGUGUUUGGUUUGGCCAUGGUGACGGGAGAGGCCGGUCAGUCCAACAUCGCCCCGCAGCCAAUGGGAUACGCCGCAGGGGUCAAGGGAGCUCAGGAGCGCAUCGACAGUCUGCGGCGUGCCGCUGUCAUUCAUGAGAAGCAGCCCGUGGUCUCUGUGGAAAACUUCAUCGCAGAACUCUUCCCAGACAAGUGGUUUGACAUCGGCUGUCUGAUCCUGGAUGAUCCAGGGAACGGGAUUCACCUGGAGACGUUCACUCAGGCCACACCUGUGGCCCUGGAGCAUGUGCAGCAGGCGCAGGCACUGACUCCUCCAGACUAUAACCUGCGCUGGUCCGGUCUGCUGGUGACGGUCGGGGAGGUUCUGGAGAGAAGCGUGCCCAACGUCAGCCGCACAGACUGGCACCAGGCCUUCACUGGCAUGUCCCGCCGGCAGAUGAUCUACUCCGCCGCCAAGGCUCUGGCUGGCAUGUACAAACAGCGCUUGCCCUCCAGAACAGUGUGAGCAUCUUACGCCGUCACGUGACACGGACCACAGCUUCCCAGAAUCACACGGGAAUCCACAUCUCAUCCACAGAUGUCCUGUGUUCUCAGUCACGUCCCAUAACAAGACUGAGCCCACUCUAAACGCCAAAACAAAUAGAACCGUUACAGGGCAGAAUAACUAAUAUCUAACUUUUAAAUUAUUGAUUGAAUUGAAUAUCAUGUCCUUGAUAUUAUAUUUGAGUUGGAUUGAUAUUAAUAAUUGACAAAGGUCCCAGUCUCCACGAUGGAAUUUGAUGGGAAUGAAACCACGAUUGCAUCUGAUGUCCUACAGCAAGACCGUUUGCGCUUCUUCAAAUGAUCAGAUCUCACCAAGGAAAAGAUGAUUCUUAAAUUCAUAACGCUUGUGUUUACAUUUACAAUCAAAUACUUUGACUUGCAGAUUUUUAAAUUGAAUUGUUGAAGUUCAUAUCAAUAUUGUGAAUGUAUAAUUUUGAUGCUACGGUUUUGGAUCUUAUUUUAUAGCGUUUUCUUUUCAGCCUAAUCAGCAAACAUUGUUACAGCAUUGUGUUGGUCUGCAUGUCCGUUUCUUUUUCAACUCAGUCCAUGCUAGUCAGCGUUCACAGAUGUAAUCAGAUCACCAGCUCUGCUGUUACUGUAGAUGUUACAGUCAGAAAUACUGCAGAUGGGUGUUAGCGAUGAUGUGCAGCAGGAUCAUUGGCUGCCGGAGCAUGACCUCUGAUGUGUAGCACAUGCUGUGUGUUUGCUCUCGUGGACUGAAAGAGUUGAGGACAAAUCUAGAACUGCCUUUAAAAGUGUCUUUAUAUGUUUGUAAG
Sinocyclocheilus grahami is the source of this 2078-nucleotide messenger RNA. Its product is annotated as protein PRRC1. Bases 77 to 1264 code for a protein of 395 amino acids. Lineage: Eukaryota; Metazoa; Chordata; Actinopteri; Cypriniformes; Cyprinidae. Gene Ontology annotation, biological process: activation of protein kinase A activity. The record is from RefSeq and is a predicted model, not a curated record. Gene Ontology annotation, molecular function: protein kinase A regulatory subunit binding. The transcript is spliced from 9 exons. Gene Ontology annotation, cellular component: cytoplasm.